This is a messenger RNA of Mastomys coucha (southern multimammate mouse), 3106 nucleotides long. RefSeq names its product GATA binding protein 3 (gene Gata3). NCBI's taxonomy places the organism in Eukaryota, Metazoa, Chordata, Mammalia, Rodentia, Muridae. Gene Ontology annotation, biological process: regulation of epithelial cell differentiation; negative regulation of transcription by RNA polymerase II; cell fate commitment. Gene Ontology annotation, molecular function: DNA-binding transcription factor activity, RNA polymerase II-specific; RNA polymerase II cis-regulatory region sequence-specific DNA binding; zinc ion binding. The transcript is spliced from 6 exons. Gene Ontology annotation, cellular component: nucleus. The record is from RefSeq and is a predicted model, not a curated record. Bases 571 to 1905 code for a protein of 444 amino acids.
AAGGAUUCACAUCAGCUAGCUUUUACCUCUGGCUGGAAGCCGGGCUGAGAUGCAGUGAAGCAGCCGCGGCUGCUGCGGGAGCUUCGGCAACUGUGAAGUCCGCCGGUCAUUUCUACCUUCAGAUCUCCAGCAAGGCGGGUGGAAAAAAUAAAAAACAGCUGGCCUUCAGGAGAGACCUGCCCUGGUGAUCAGAGGAGCAACCGUCUCUGAGCGCCGAGGAACCAGAGUGCAGUGUGGUCACACUCGGAUUCCUCUCUCUCCUUUUUUCUUUUGACCCCCUUUACUCCUCCGUGUCUGCUUUUUUUGGGGGGGAUCUCCCUCUUUCUUCAUUCUUUCCCUUUUCUUUGAUUCCUUCCUUUCUUUUGCUAAACUAUCCUGCAAAGAUUUUUUCCUCCCUAAAUCUUUUUUUUUUGCUCACCUUUUCUAUACACUUCACUGCAAAUAAACCAUUAAACGACCCCUCUCCUGGGCCUCCGACGGCAGGAGUCCGCGGACCUCCCAGGCCGACAGCCCUCCCUCUACCCGCGAGGGUUCCGGGCCCGGCAAGAGGGCGCGAGCACAGCUGAGGACAUGGAGGUGACUGCGGACCAGCCGCGCUGGGUGAGCCACCAUCAUCCCGCGGUCCUCAACGGGCAGCACCCAGACACGCACCACCCGGGCCUCGGCCAUUCGUACAUGGACCCCACUCAGUACCCGCUGACGGAAGAGGUGGACGUACUUUUUAACAUCGAUGGUCAAGGCAACCAUGUCCCGUCCUACUACGGAAACUCGGUCAGGGCUACGGUGCAGAGGUAUCCUCCGACCCACCACGGGAGCCAGGUAUGCCGCCCGCCUUUGCUGCACGGAUCUCUGCCCUGGCUGGACGGCGGCAAAGCCCUGAGCAGCCACCACACCGCCUCGCCCUGGAACCUCAGUCCCUUCUCCAAGACGUCUAUCCACCACGGCUCUCCGGGGCCUCUGUCCGUCUACCCUCCGGCUUCAUCCUCUUCUCUGGCCGCGGGCCACUCCAGUCCGCACCUCUUCACCUUCCCGCCCACCCCUCCGAAGGAUGUCUCCCCAGACCCGUCGCUGUCCACCCCUGGGUCCGCCGGGUCGGCCAGGCAAGAUGAGAAAGAGUGCCUCAAGUAUCAGGUGCAGCUGCCGGAUAGUAUGAAGCUGGAGACGUCUCACUCCCGAAGCAGCAUGACCACCCUGGGAGGGGCUUCGUCCUCAGCCCACCACCCCAUUACCACCUAUCCACCCUAUGUGCCCGAGUACAGCUCCGGACUCUUCCCGCCCAGCAGCCUGCUGGGAGGAUCCCCUACUGGGUUCGGGUGUAAGUCGAGGCCCAAGGCACGAUCCAGCACAGAAGGCAGGGAGUGUGUGAACUGCGGGGCAACCUCUACCCCACUGUGGCGGCGAGAUGGUACGGGGCACUACCUUUGCAAUGCCUGCGGACUCUACCAUAAAAUGAAUGGGCAGAACCGGCCCCUUAUCAAGCCCAAGAGAAGGCUGUCGGCAGCGAGGAGAGCAGGGACAUCCUGCGCCAAUUGUCAGACCACCACCACCACCCUCUGGAGGAGGAACGCUAAUGGGGACCCCGUCUGCAAUGCCUGUGGGCUGUACUACAAGCUCCACAAUAUUAACAGACCCCUGACUAUGAAGAAGGAAGGCAUCCAGACCCGAAACCGGAAGAUGUCUAGCAAGUCGAAAAAGUGCAAAAAGGUGCAUGACGCCCUGGAGGACUUCCCCAAGAGCAGCUCCUUCAACCCGGCCGCUCUCUCCAGACACAUGUCAUCCCUGAGCCACAUCUCCCCCUUCAGCCACUCCAGCCACAUGCUGACCACACCUACGCCCAUGCACCCGCCUUCCGGCCUCUCCUUUGGACCUCACCACCCAUCCAGCAUGGUCACCGCCAUGGGUUAGAGAGGCAGAGAGCCCUGCUCCACAUGCGUGAGGACGCUCCGAGUCUGCGAAGAGUUCCUCCGGACCCCUUCUACUUGCGUUUUCGCAGGAGCAGUAUCAUGAAGCCUGAGAACGACAGAUCUAUGUUUUUUGAAGGCAGAAAGCAAAAUGUUCGCUUCUCUUUCAAAGGAGCUUCCGGUGGUGUCUGCGGUCCAACCACUGAAUCCGGAUCCCAUUUGUGAAUAAGCCAUUCAGACUCAUAUUCCCUAUUUAACAGGGUCUCUAGUGCUGUGAAAAAAAAUAUUGCUGAACAUUGCAUAUAACUUAUAUUGUAAGAAAUACUGUACAUUUGAGGAAGACUUUAUUGUACCUGGAUAGCUGUAAGAAAGGCAUGAAGGACGCCAAGAAUUUUAAGGAAUAUAGGGAGAUUAAAGUAUGGAGAUACAGAAGAAACUAAGUCUGAUGUCCAAAUGGGCACGCUGUCAGUUUUGUUUCCCUUCAGUUGUUUGAUGCAUUUAAAAAAAAAAAAAAAAAAAAAAAAAAAAAAAAAAAAAAAGAAAAGAAAGAAAAAUCCAAGAAAAAAAAAGGUUGUAGGCAAAUCAUUUGUUCUAGGCUGUGAGCCUCUGCAAAAGAAAUGUCAGAUCUGGGCAAGCGGUGUAUAAUCUCACCAACUGAGGAUUUGAGAAUGUCAUGUCUAGGCCUACAUGCUCUGUGAAUCAGUCCCUGUAAUUGUUGUUUGUAUGUAUAAUUCAGAAGCACCAAAAUAAGAAAAGAUGUAGAUUUAUUUCAUCAUAUUAUACAGACUGAAUUGUUGUAUAAAUUUAUUUACUGCUAGUGUUAGGAACUGCUUUUUUUUUUUCUUCUCUCUGGAUUUUUGGUUGAAUAAACUAGCUUGCUUUCAGUUGACCUAAGGUGGAUGUAUUCUGGAGGGUUUAUUUUUUCCUUUUAUUAUUAUUUUUUAAUGGUAUUUAUUAAAUAGCUUGUAUGGGCCUGGCGGUACCUGUCCUUUCCGUCACUUCUCUUGCAGCCUGAGCUAUGAAGGUAGCAGCGUACCAGCUACCAGUGUGCAUGUCAGCAACCUGGCCACUCGCAGGCCUGGCCCUGAGAGCCACCUGGCUGACUGUUAGCCCCUGUGUGUUCUGUAUUAGUGAUCACUGCCUUUAAACAGUCUGUUGGAAUAAUACUAUAAAAAUAAUAAUAAAGUUAAAAUAUUUUAAAACAA